UUUGCCAGCCUUCGUCCUUCCUCUGAAGCACUGACCUUUACUUCAACGGUGUGCCUGCUCAUUCUUUUUCUGUCCUCAAUAAAAACAAAAAUGUUGCACUCACCCAUUAAAACUUGGAACACCUGAAAUCUUAGCUAACCUUGAAACUUUGACCAUCCGUUACAAAGAGCAGCCAGGUGCAGCCACUGCUGGUUAACUGGAUUAGAUUGUGUCUACUCCAAAAUAACCGUCGCACACUACAACUUCAUCUUUUUAAUUUUCUCCUCUGUUGCAUUGUAACCCUCAACGCUGUGCCACGCCACCGCCGCUUAUUACCGUAACCGUGCUUAUAACGCUGAGAAUUUCAUUAUGCCUGUCUGUUGAAGUUAUGUUGGGUUUUAUGUGGUUUUAUUAUCGGUGUGUGGUUGACCGUAGGCCGUUGUUAAUAAUGGGCGAAGCAGCAGUUUAACAAUGACACUCCAUUAACGGGUGCAUGCGCCACAGAGCACAGCCAGGAUAAUGUUAUUAAACUGAUUAUUCAAGCCCCCUGUGCAGCCCGGCUCUGCCGCAGCCAUUCUUUGUUGAACACUUUACAGACUGCUUAUAUUUCUUUUCCGGCUAUGCAAGUUUCAUCUUACUUUAUGCAUCGGGUCAAGCUCAGGGAUGUAGAAACAACGGAGCGGGAGACCCUUUUCAGAACACAAAGACUUCUUUAAAAAAAUGUCACGCUCCACGGGCAAAGGAACAGAAAGCAAAAAACAAAAACACUGUUGUAAAUUUGAAGUGCCCCCCUGCAUGUUGAAUGCCACUGAGCACCAUUUUGUUUUGGCCUUUGAGUCAGUCAUGAGUGAAAAGCUGUGUGCUCCCUCGUGAGCUUUGGUCCUGGGGUUUGGAGGCUCUUGGCCAGAAAGGACAAGAUUAUGUAUCAGGAGUUUCACACAGCGGAGCUGUCCCUGAGGUACAAGGUGCUGGCUGGGAGGGAGAGAAGUGUAGUUAACGGUAACAUUUUGACCUUGAUAUCGCCUCAUGGAUAAACCACCGGACAACGGCUUAAGGUGAUGUGGAGGCUGUGCAGUGCAUGCAGAAUAGCCAGAGCAUUUUUGUGCGGCAGAGGCUAAACAGGGUAAGUAUGCAGAUUGGUGGCAUUAAAGUCAGCCAGCUCUUGGCCUGGUGCACAAACUUCCAGGUAGCCCUCAGCACACAGCUCUACAUGUAAAGGUGAGUUAUACCAGACAUGACAGCCCACUGAUUCAUUGCAGUCCCCUGCAUUUGUAACUGUAUGUCAUUGCCUACUGCUGUUCUCGUCACAGUCACUUGGUUUUGUAUACGCACCCUGCAUAUGUUCUGUCGAAUGGCUGAAAAUGAAGGAGUGGAGUUCGCUGGAGAAGCAGGUGUUUUCCCCUCAUUACUUCCUGACAAUGCCCCAUCUGGCACGGGGGAGCUUCUGCCACCGACUCCCUGCCAACCCGGGAACAAACACUCGCAGCAGGGCUGACAGGGAAAAAUGGCACGGGAUGGGAAUUGGGGAACGAGCGGGGCAGAUUUUAUCAACGCCAAAACAACAAGGUUAAGACUUGCGUCGAGAAAUGGAAUCGCUGAGCGGAAGGGAGCCUGAAGCGGAGACUUAAAGAUCUCACACAGACUCAUCAGUCGGUCAGAUGCGAGAUGAGAGUUCAAAGCAACUUUAAGGAAGUCACGGGUGGAAAUAUUAAUAUUAAUAUUAUUAGACAGCUUUGAUGCUUUACUGCCUGUUUGAACUUCUCUAAGUAUUCCAACUCGUCCAACAUGUCUGGAGGAUUUAUGACUGAUGAGAGAGAGGCCUAAACAUAUUUGAGACCCAUGACAUGCCAUUCCAAAUGUUACCUGAGAGAGGAGCCAAAGACACAGUUUCAAAAAGAUGCCUUGGAGGCUACAAGUCCAUCAUGGUAUAACACCAGAUUAUGAGCAAAAAAAAAAGAAAAAAGAAAGAAAGAAAAAGGAGAGAGAUGUAGAAAGAGAAACAAUUUUCAUAAUGGAGCAGCGCUCUCUGACUGGAAAACAUAAUUAUGGGCAAACUGUGGCCACAGCGUGAGGGUAAACUUAAAGAGCCCCUUUAGCAGGACCUAAUAGGCCCUGACUACAGAUGAGCAGAAACAGUGGCUUGUCCUUAGCACACGUUUUUGUUCCGGGCCAUUACCAUCAUUGUGAACGGUGAUUUACCCGUAUACACUCAGGUCUGUUCCCUGCUCUCCUUGAUGAGUCCUAUGCACAUUUGGAGACAAAGCAGCUCCUGCAACUGAAUUUAAUCUCAAAACGCCCAGAGGCUGCUGCAUGGAUGGAUUUGGCAGCGAGGUUACUCUAGGUUUAAUCACCAAAUAGGAAAACAGUAGUUUUUUUUUCUUCUUCUUCUUUGUUUUCAUAAGAAAGGACAAUUUCCAGAAAACAGUGUUCGCCACCAUGCCUCAGAAUUGGGGGAGGGCGAGUUCACCUGACAUCGGCUACGACGAAUGUUCUUCCGAAAUUGCAUAUUCGUUUUCCAAGUGAUUUCGAAUAUACAAUUACUGAACACACCACUCUUGUCGUCGCCUCUCAAUUAAAGCAAUAAAAGUACGUUUCAAUUAGAUCACCUUGAUCAUUGUGGUCCGCAUUCUUUUCAGCCCACGGGGCGGAAUUCGAAAACGCUUGAAUUUGUUAUUUACGUCGGGAAAUGAAUGCCGGUUAUCAAUCACAUUUAAAGCGAAUUGAUUUCAAUUAACUCGGAGAUGCAGCCCCUCUUCCCUCCCUCCAGUUCUCCUAGCCCAUUUCUUUCUAAAGCCCAACCCCUCCGUCUCAUCCGCACAGCCCUCCACCUGCUCCCGCUCCCUGCAAUUGGCCAGAAUGACGCACGGGCCCGCCCUGCUCCCAGUCUUUUAAAUAUAUUUACAAUGUAAAGUAAGAAAAACCGGCUAAGCCGUCACGUUCAAGCAUUCACGGGGACCCAAAGUAGGUGUGUGUGAGAGGGAACAUUACUAUGUGAAAACCUGCUGUCAACGCUCAGAGCGCUCGGCAGGACACACACUCGUUCACGCGUAGCCACACGCGCGCGCUCGCACACACAACACAGUCGCUGAAGGAGCUGUCGGAGAGUGAACCUGCGGGUUCAUGCUACUCUGAUUUCUCCGUGGAAGAGGAAUAUUCAGCAAGAGAUUAAACGGGAAUACCAGCGAUGGCUCUCGAGACCGUGUGGAACUACUGCGCCUCCCUCACCAUCAUCACAGUCGCGUGCUUGGUGAACACUGCUCGCUGUCAGGCCGUGCAGGCGGAAAACGUGACAGUCUUAGAGGGAGGUACGGCCGAGAUCUCCUGCCGCCUGCAGAACUACGAUGGAUCAAUUGUGGUCAUCCAGAAUCCCCGUCGGCAGACUCUCUUCUUCAAUGGCACGCGAGCCCUGAAGGACGACCGCUACCAGAUGGUCCUCUUCACGCCACACCUGGUGCGCAUCUCGCUGUCCAACGUGAGCGUGUCGGACGAGGGCGGCUACUUCUGCCAACUCUAUACGGACUCCACUCACCACCAGGUGGCAACGCUCUCCGUUUUGGUGCCCCCCGAGACGCCCACGGUGGAGGUGAAGCAAGAGGCCGUGGAGGGCGGCGAGGUGGAACUCAGCUGCGUGUCGCCGCGCAGCAAGCCACCUGCCACCCUCCGUUGGAUACGCAAUGGCCGCGAGAUACCAGGUGUGGUGUCCCAGCAGGACAACGCAAAGACGUUCAGUGUGUCCAACACCAUCCGCCUCCCCGUGGAGAGGAAAGACAAUGGGGCGGCAUUGAGCUGCGAGGCUCUCCACCCGGCGCUGAGUGAGCAGAAGAGGGUUCGACAUUAUCGCCUGGAUGUUUAUUUUGCCCCUACAGUGCGAAUUGUUCCUCCCACAGGCAUCUUGCGAGAAGGCGACUCUCUCAGCCUCACCUGCUCCGUCACUGGGAACCCUCUGCCCAGAAACAUUCAGUGGUCCAAGAUUAAUGAGUCCUUACCAGAGAGGGCGGAGAUUUCUGGCCCCACUUUUCAGAUUUCCCGCCUCAGCCAAUCACACAAUGGGACUUACCUGUGCCAGGCUCAGAACAACUAUGGACGUGCUGCUGAUCAUUACACCCUGCUGGUGUAUGAUAAUGUGUCAGUCACUACCACGGCCCCUCCCACUCCUCCUCCUUCUACUACUACUACUGAUACCACCCAAUCCAUCAUCUCCCAUCCUGCCACCCCAACCCUCCUAUCACCCAGACUCGGCCCGGACCCGAAAGAUCCCAGUGCAGUGGUUGAGACUCACAGUGCAGUCCCAUACGCAGUGAUAGGUGGUGUUCUGGCACUGCUGGUUUUCACCGUCAUCUGUGUCCUCAUUGUCACCAUCUGGUGUUCUGUCCGACAGAAAGGUUCCUAUCUUACUCAUGAGGCCAGUGGGUUGGAUGAACAUGGCGAGGUGCAAGAGGCCUUCCUCAAUGGGAACGACGCCAGCCAGGGCAAGAAGGAGUACCUACUGUAGCCCUUCCCUAUUCCCUUCUCUUCUGACCUCAUGCCCCCACCCCCUUCCUCCCCCGUCUCCCACCUUAUAUACAACACACACACAUGCACACACACACACACACACAAACACACACGUCUAUACAAUGCGCCAUAACCGGCGGCCUUCUGCAAACGACUGUAUACAGAUACUGCACACAGCCAAUCUGCACACAGCCAAUCCAUCCACUCCAUAACGUCCACACACACACACACACAUACACACAUGCACACACACGUCCAAGAAACCAAGAAAGAGACUGAGAAAAAGAGAGCCUCUAAACCCACCAGCCAUUAACGACUGUGCCAUAUACUGUAAGUCGGAGAAACUGGGAGGGGGGGGGGGGUCGCAGAGAGUGAAAGAGGGAGUCUGAGGGAGGUGAAUGUAGACAAAAACAAAAUGAUGCCAUAAUUAUUUUGAUCAAGAGGGAAAGCAGGGAGCACAAAGAACACCGGCACUCUGCCUGUGCAGUCGCCAAAGUGGAAUAGGAAUUAGAGGCAGAUGACUGCUAUAAUUCCCUGCCUGGAGAAUAGAAGAAUCCAUUUCACAAAGCUCAAUCUUUAACUUAAGGAGACAGUGGGAGCAGGGUGUGAGGAGACAAUGGGGGAGGCGUUGAGCUGACCAGGAGCUACUGAGUGCUUGAUGCUAGCAAUAUUCUGCUUUUCAAAUUGCCAAAGCAUCUUGCCUAAAGAGUACAGCUCAUACACAAUUCCAGUAACACCGGAGAGUGUAAGGCCAAAGUCACAAGGGUGGAUCCACACUUCACGAGCGCGCUAACUGUCUUAUUGUUGCUAUACCUUUUGGGUGGCCUGCCAAUUUGCGAAAAAAUGGAAUUAAAAAAUAAAAUUGUGAUUUUUUUUAAAAUUCCUCCCGCUGCAGCAAAGAGGGAAAGGUGGUUCUCUUUCCUUUAAAUUUAUUCCUCACAUCCUCCUUCCACUCUCUUCACCUGUUACCAUCUUCUCCCCUUUUUCUCUCUGUCUGCCCCCCUCUAUCGCUCCUCCUUUGUUGGCUGGUAAUAAUGAAAGGAUUAGUGUUGGGCUGCGCUCCCGAGAAAGAAGAAAGGAAUAUGACUUGCUAAGGCAUUAAAGAAAAGCGUAAUUAUUUUAGAAUGUCAUUAAGAGGAUGAAAAGGUUUAAAAGUCUUAAUAAGAAGGUUCAGGGGGAGCGAUAGCGGAAGGAACGAAUGAGAGAGAGGAACGGACGGGUGUCUUUCUGAAUGCUACCACACAUAUGCAGAUACAUGCACACAUCCAUACGUACAGUAAACACGUUGACAGAACAAAUAUACAUAUCUCUGAAUUCAUUGUUUGUAUAAAAAAAAGAAGAGCAACAUAAAUUAAAUUAAACUUUUAAGAAAACUGUUUACUAUUGAAGCGCAUUAUGAAGCAACUAUACUAACACAGAAUAUUAGCCUAUAGAGGUGCAAAGCCGAACAAACUACUGUCCAGUGAUCUUUAAAGAAAAUAAAGAAAAGAACAAAAAAAUAUAUAUAUCAUUUGUCUUUAUGAUAAACAGAGGUCUUAUUGAUUUUUUUAUUAAUUAUAAUUAUUAUUUGAAAAGUUUUGAUUGUUGUUACUGUUAUUAUUAUUGCCGUUGUUAUUAUUAUAAUUGUAAAUGUUAAAGAAAUGUGCACUUCUCAUGGUUUUGUUUUUGGUUCUACUGUAGAGAAAUUGCUGUCAUUUUUCACUCUUUUCCUCUUACCUUUCCUCUCUUUCCCGGCCUUUCUCUCUCUUUGUCUCCUGUGCCUAGUUGUCUCUUCUCCUGUCUUUCACUCUUGUUUACUUUAGAGUCCAUGUGCCAUGGUUGAUAUAUAGCUAACUAUUUCUUUAUAGGGGAAAGAUACAAAGCACGACAAAAUAAAAAAGAAUCUGAAAAUAA
Molecule: messenger RNA, 6366 nt
Organism: Mugil cephalus (flathead mullet)
Lineage: Eukaryota; Metazoa; Chordata; Actinopteri; Mugiliformes; Mugilidae
Gene: cadm4
Product: cell adhesion molecule 4
Exons: 9
Coding region: 3164-4471 (435 amino acids)
Biological process (GO): regulation of wound healing; regulation of Rac protein signal transduction; negative regulation of peptidyl-tyrosine phosphorylation
Cellular component (GO): cell-cell contact zone
Molecular function (GO): vascular endothelial growth factor receptor 2 binding
Source: RefSeq, a predicted model, not a curated record